This is a messenger RNA of Rhizophagus irregularis DAOM 181602=DAOM 197198, 540 nucleotides long. RefSeq lists its product as uncharacterized. NCBI's taxonomy places the organism in Eukaryota, Fungi, Glomeromycota, Glomeromycetes, Glomerales, Glomeraceae. The record is from RefSeq and is a predicted model, not a curated record.
AUGCCAAAUACUUACGGGAUUUCAACCGGGUAUCCCGAAUACCCUCUAGAAGUCACUAACAACUUUAUUAAUGAUCCACCACACGAAAGUGAAUCUGCUCCUUUCUUAACACACCCACCACUGGUACCAACUCAGUGCAUAAUUACUCAACAAAAUAAUAACGUUCCUAUAUACCAAAAUUUCCAAAGGUUUUUUAAUUCUAUUAAGGCAUUUGAAGAAAAUGUUAAUAGACAACUUGAACAAAUUAAUGAACUAAAAAAUCAAUUAAAUCAAAUGAAACAAUCUUUUAUCGCGCAACAACAACCUUUACCUCGUCGUAUAUACCGAAACCAUGUUUCCAGACCUCAUCCUUAUUUAAAUGAACGUCCUUUAGUUUCUUCUCGUACGCCAACUAUUCGUUCUUCUGCACCAACUUACCAACAUGAAUACUUUACGAUUGAUCAACUCGCCUCAUCGAAUAGUCUUCAUAACACUCCUGCUGAGACAACUGAUAAUAAUGAAAUCUCCCCUUCAGGUACCCAGAAUUAUGAAUUCUGGUAA